Molecule: messenger RNA, 3421 nt
Organism: Colletes gigas
Lineage: Eukaryota; Metazoa; Arthropoda; Insecta; Hymenoptera; Colletidae
Product: protein croquemort-like
Exons: 9
Coding region: 295-2220 (641 amino acids)
Cellular component (GO): cytoplasm; membrane
Molecular function (GO): scavenger receptor activity
Source: RefSeq, a predicted model, not a curated record
GGCUAAACGAUAGUCGGUUACCCACCGGAAGAUAGUGUUCCAGUAGUCAACGGACAUCGAGACCGUCGUUCGGACCCGCAACAAAACGAACAUACAUAUAAUACGUAUAUCGUCUCGGACACGAGUUCAGGCGCGAGAAGAAUCUGCGUUUACGCUUGUCCUUUAAAUUCUACUAUGCAUUUCUUUUUCGAUAAAUCGAUUCUCGAUAUUUAUACAUUUUAUUUAUAUUCGAUAAAUAAAAAUCGUUUGUAGAAAAACAGUUGGAAUCGAAAGUGACUCGAUAGAGAAGAUCGUAUGGUUGUUGGUCGAGAUAUCGUCGCAGCAUGGGUUAGGUCAGAGUACGCGGGGGACACGACGAGUAUUCGCGCCGAGGACACGCAUGCUGAGCAGACGAAGAGCAACGCGUAUGAAGAAGAUCACGCCACCAUGAGACCUUGGGCCAAUAAGUCCGUUUACCUCGGCCUCCUUGGCCUGCUCCUGAUCGUUUUCGGCACGUGUCUAUACUUGUUUUGCCCGACACUGUUUUAUUACAUUCUCCAGAAGGAAUUGCCGUUGACACCGACGUCGAAAGCGUUCGAGGUGUGGAACGAUACGAGCAGUCUACCGCCCAUGUAUUUAAAAAUUCAUUUUUUCAACUGGACCAAUCCGGAGGAAUUGACGAUUCGAGGGCAAAGGCCGAUUCUGAACCAAGUUGGCCCCUACGUGUUCCGGGAAAUCCGAGAAAAGGUGAACGUGACGUUUCAUCCAGAGAACCAAACGGUCAGCUAUUUUCUUCGACGAUGGUGGUUCUUUGAACCGGACUUGACCAAUGGCUCCUUGGACGACACCAUCACGCAAUUAAAUACCGUUGCGAUCUCCGCGAAGCACAAGGUACGAUACUGGGAGGAAGUGCUGCAAAGUUCUCUGUCGUUCAUGCUAUCCUCCUCGAAGGUGCACACCACGAAAACGGUGAACGAGCUGCUGUUCACCGGAUACGACGACCCGCUGAUCAAAUUAGGAAGAUUGAUGGGUAUGGGACUGGACGUACCGCCGUUUAACAAGUUUGGUUGGUUUUACAUGAGAAACGGCUCUACGAUGUUCGAUGGUCACUACAACAUGGACACGGGUGUCGGCGACAUAGGUGAAUUCGGUGUAUUGCGCAAGUGGAAUUACAAGGAUACGACCAAAUUCUUUAAGAGCCCGUGCAACGUCGUCGAAGGAAGCGCCGGGGAGUUUUGGCCACCGUAUCGGCAAAAAGACGAGAUCGUCCUGUUCAGCGGUGAUUUGUGCAGACCGUUAACGUACGAGUACGCGCAGACGACUUAUCACAUGGGCGUAAAGGGUUAUCGGUACGUUCUCGGCGAGAAAACGUUGGGCAACAACACACGGAGACGGUAUCCUCACGAACAGGCCAAGUACAUCGAGCAAACUACCACUACCGAAGACUUUUUCGAAGCCGAACACUCGGCAGAGGUGACGGAUUCGCCGGACACGGAUCCCGACGUUGUAAACGUAGGCAAUUGCUUUUGCAACGGGAAAUGCACUCCCGCGGGACUGAUGAACGUCAGCUCCUGCCGUUACGGCGCACCGGUGUUUGUCAGCUUGCCGCACUUCCACAAAGCGGAUCCUGGUCUCAAGGACAGGUUCCUAGGAUUGCAUCCUGACGAGGAACAACACGAUUUCUCCAUUACCCUGGAACCGACAACGGGCAUUCCCCUAAAAGUCUCGGCAAAUAUGCAGCUGAACGUGCUUCUGGAACCAUCAAAGACCGUGUCGCUUUUCAAACAGGUUCCGAGGAUCUACUUCCCGGUGAUGUGGUUCUCGUUGGAGGUCGAAGCUACCGAAGAGUUCGUCGACGACCUAAGAAAGUUGCUGUCGCUCUCGGACGUAUUCCUGUACGCCGGUGCGAUUCUGAUUCUCGCGGGAUUUCUCGUAAUCUUUGCGCUGGCGUUGCUCUAUCUAUUGAACAAGCAACAAACGGGAUCGAUGGUCGGUAGCAUCGUUCCUUUCGAUUUUUCCGCGCGAUGCUUUCGAUUCGUCACCACUGAUUCGAUGACAAUUUUACAGAAUGGAAAAUCGGCUACGAUAUCCUCGUCGACCGGCGACAAAUCAGAGUUGAUGUACGUGGACAAGAACGCGUGCAACGAGGACGGUAACGCGAGAAACGAUCGCAGGCUGUAUCAAAGUUCGAUCGAGUGUUUCAACAUGGAUCUGCAAUCGAAGCUUCAGCAUCGAAAGUAGAGAAAGAAAGCAGGCGAGAUUGAUCGAUCUCCAUCAACGAACGACUUGGACGCGAUGCGACGAUCGAUUCGGUACCCGAACAAACACGUUCAACGAGUCGUGGCCCAUUUCCUGAUAAACGUACGCGUUCCGAUCGACUUUACGGCGUUUCUUUCACGAUUCUCGAUUCGAAAACGCUCCUAGUUUACUACGAUCCAGGCCAAACCGAUCCCACGUUCGUAAACGUUAACGUUCUGCGAGAUAGAAUAACGAUCACCGAUAGAAGAAUAUAAUAUUGCGUUUUUUCUAGUUUAGAUUUAUCGAUUUCCAACGUAACGCGUUUCUGCGUUGCCUGAGCUCUGUGUAUGCCUAUGUCUGUGUCUGUGUGUAUGUGUGUGUAUGUGUGUGUGCGUUGCGCGCGCGUGUGUGUAACAAAAAAAUCGAUGAAAUUUAAGACUGACGAAAGCGACAAACCUAACGUACGAAGCUUUAAUUACUGUCUAUAGAUCGAAUGGUUACGAGGUGUGAACGAGUAUUCGUCGACGGGUAACUGGAAAACGGAAUCGGAUCAACUGAUACACUUCCACGAGCGAAAGUUGUCGUUUGACUCUUUGUUCGCUUCUCGCAACGAGCCAACUAGAGAAUACUUGAACGGGACCAACGAAACACGCGUUUCAAAUAGAUUUAAACAACGAAUUGCGUCGAUUGUAACGAGGUGCAGAGUUCUUUUUACCAGACACACUGCUGUCGGGUCAAAGAUUACCGUAAUAAUCGUCCACGUCAGCAAACUCUUGCUUCGAAACGUAUCAACGAUUGCGAUCAACACUUUUAAUAGUGCGACUAACGCGUUAAGAUUACCGCGUUCAGUAGGUAGAAUGUUCUAUUUGCAAUCUUACUUGCGAUUCGUUUCUUUUUAAGACUUGACGAAUGCCAGUGACGCGAUUACCGCUACGAAAAGACUAUGGUCGCUGGGAUUUGAUCGAGUGCUCUUAUUACGCAGCUACGUAUACUCCUAUUUCGUGUUUACGUUUAAACAUGAAAUACAAAAUACGGUCAAUGCUUGCGGUCAUCCUAAAAACGUACGAUUUUAUAUUGUAUUUUAAUAAUAAUUAUCUAUUAUUUUAUUAUACAUUUCCUUCCAUCUAAUUUUAUCGACGCCAACUUUCCAUUUCCACCAGUUUCAACCAAGACGGAGCAGGGUAACAUUUUUUUAAAUAUCUUC